CGUUUGUAACUAAAACAUUGGAAAGCAAUAUUUGUGAAUUUGAAAGUGAAUUUAUUUGUGAAUUUUAAGUGAAAUGUUCAAAAAUAAAAACGAAAGCAAUAUUGUUUAUAAAUGUACAGUGAGGCUUCUUGAAGACGCUGAUAUUCUUGAAUGCGAGUUUCAGCCAUUCCAUAGAGGAAGCUAUCUUGUAGAUUUUAUAUGUGAUCAAUUGAAGAUAAAGGAGAAGGACUAUUUUGGCUUGCGUUAUGUGGAUGUGUCGAAGCAAAGGCACUGGUUGGACCUGGGGAAGUCUGUUAUAAAGCAAUGCAAAGAUGUGGAUCCAAUACUCUUCUCCUUUCGAGUGAAAUUUUACCCUGCAGAUCCAUUUCGAUUAACAGGCAAUGGACGAAUAAUGCUGUAUCAACAAUUGAAAAGAGAUUUACGCCACGGGCGACUUUAUUGUUCUAUUGGGGAAGCAGCAGCAUUGGGUUCUCUCAUUGUCCAGGAGGAGAUUGGAGAUUACAACGAAGCAAUUCAUAUUGAUAAUUAUGUGUCAUCAAUGAAUCUAGCUUUACGUCAAACAGAAACCCAUGAGAAGAAAAUAAUGGAACUUCACAAGAAACGGCAACCUUAUCAAGAUCCUAGUGUGGCAGUAGAUGAAUUCAUGGGUAUUGCUAGAGGUCUUGAAACAUACGGAAUAGAUCCUCAUCCUGUAAAGGACCACCGGGGCUCUCAAUUGUAUAUUGGAAUUAAUUAUUCCGGUAUUAGUACUUUUAUUUCUGGUAAACGUUCACAGCAUUUUCGUUGGAAUGAAGUUCAUAAAAUCAAUUUUGAAGGCAAGAUGUUUAUUGCCCAUCUUAGUUAUACUGAUGCCAGCAGGGAACCAAAAAAACAUACUAUUGGAUUUAAAUGUUCCUCUAACGUCACAUGUAGAUACCUAUGGAGAUGCGCAAUUGAACAAAUGUUAUUCUUUACACUUCCAAAUAGCCAGCAUGCAGCGGUGGUUUCUGGCGGUGGAUUUUUUUCCUGGGGUACCAAGUUCAAGUAUACUGGAAGAACAGAACGUGAAAUACUUACGGAAAGUAUUAAUGCACUUCGUGAACAAAAGCUGACCAAUUCAUCGACAAGUAAACGAAAAGCCAGCAGUGUCCCAGCAACGCCUUCCAGUCCUCAGGGCGAUCUGGCGCAAAUACGUAAACUAUUGAGAAAUUCAUACAUAGCUUCAAACGAUUUAAAAAAUUUAAAUUUACAUUCAGGCUAUAGCAGUUUACCUCGUUCAACAAUGUCUGAACCGUUAAGCAACUGUACUAUGCCAGCAACAGAUAGUCUAAAUAACAUUGUUUUUAGCCAAAAUCUCGGGUAUGACGUAUCCUGCAACAGUGGCGUACAGGUGCCAAGUCUUGAGCCGGUAUCUGAAGAGGCUCGAAUGCGUGCGUCAACCAAUUUCGAUAACAUCAACAUGCUAAAUAAUUGUAGCACUGCAGAGAUGUCAAAAUAUUAUUUAAAGUCAGAAGAUUCCAUAUUAUACUCAUCACCCGAAUCAACAGUUUUCAAUACAUACGACAGCGAAGGUGUACCACCCACAGAUUCCGAAAAGAGACUAAGUGCAUAUUUUCAACAACAGCAAUCCAACAAUACAGCAGUAAACUCAUGUUUAAACACAUCAACGACUUCCAAGAGUAAUGACAACCCUACGUCUGACUACCAAUAUACCAAUAGUGCCAAAGGUGUACGUAAAUUUCAUUUCAUCAACGCGUUCAUUCCAUCAUUUGUUUUCGUAGUCAUAGCUAUGACAAUAUCCGCCAUCAUUGUACUUGAAUCCGAUUCGGAUCUGUUUGAACAGAUUCGAAAUCUCCCCGAGAUGAUUAGUUUACGUUAUCAAUAUUAUCAACCACUUAAGGAGUAUAUUAUACAAAAAGUUGGACGUAAAACAUAAAACAUUGUUCACAAACAAUUUUAUGCUUCUAAAUAAAGAAAUAAAAAGGGUUUUUCCACCACACAUAUGUACAGAAUA
Molecule: messenger RNA, 1993 nt
Organism: Calliphora vicina (urban bluebottle blowfly)
Lineage: Eukaryota; Metazoa; Arthropoda; Insecta; Diptera; Calliphoridae
Gene: Frmd5
Product: FERM domain containing
Exons: 7
Coding region: 74-1915 (613 amino acids)
Cellular component (GO): cytoskeleton
Molecular function (GO): cytoskeletal protein binding
Source: RefSeq, a predicted model, not a curated record